This is a messenger RNA of Funneliformis geosporum, 441 nucleotides long. The record is from the annotation of a GenBank genome assembly. Lineage: Eukaryota; Fungi; Glomeromycota; Glomeromycetes; Glomerales; Glomeraceae.
AUGCCAGAACUUAUUAAUGCAAAUCCAACAAUUUAUAUUCCUUCAAAAACUUCUCAUAGAAUCAUAACAGCUAAAGAUGAAGACGAAAAUAUUGAAGAUAUAAUAGAUUCUCAGGAAGUAUUCGAAUUAAACGUGACACAACUUGAGCACGUCUCAGUCGACGAUGAUAAGGAUCGUGUUAUAAUAGAAUUUACCCCUACUAUACCACAUUGUUCUAUGGCUACUCUCAUUGGUUUAUGUAUACGAGUUAGAUUACUUCGUUCCUUACCUGAACGUUUUAAAGUUGAUAUCAACGUCAGAAAAGGAACUCAUCAAUCUGAACAAGCAGUUAACAAACAAUUGAACGAUAAAGAACGUGUUGCCGCUGCUCUUGAAAAUGCUCAUUUACUUGAAGUUGUAAAUCAAUGUUUGACCACCGCUAAUUCUCGUAGUAUCAAAUAA